Messenger RNA from Alligator sinensis (Chinese alligator), 2275 nucleotides. It is a transcript of the gene ARRDC4, whose product is annotated as arrestin domain containing 4. The record is from RefSeq and is a predicted model, not a curated record. Gene Ontology annotation, cellular component: cytoplasm; plasma membrane. Gene Ontology annotation, molecular function: ubiquitin-like ligase-substrate adaptor activity. The transcript is spliced from 7 exons. Gene Ontology annotation, biological process: protein transport. Lineage: Eukaryota; Metazoa; Chordata; Crocodylia; Alligatoridae. The annotation marks the transcript as partial.
CUUCUCUUCUUUUUUUCUUCAGGUGAGGAAAACUUAAUCCUGUUAGCUGGCCGACAUGAAUUUCCAUUCAGCUUUCAACUCCCACAAGAACCUUUGGUGACCUCUUUUACUGGGAAGUAUGGCAGCAUUCAGUACUGUGUAAAAGCAGUUCUGGAAAGGCCUGUAGCACCUGAUCAGAGUGUCGAGAGAGAACUUCAGGUCAUCAGCCAUAUUGAUGUCAGCUCACCAGCUUUAUUGAUGCCUGUUUUGAGAAGCCGGGAGAAGAUGGUUGGGUGCUGGCUUUUCACUUCUGGCCCAGUGUCUCUGAGUGCCAAAAUUGAGAGGAAGGGAUACUGUAAUGGAGAAGCAAUACCAAUCUAUGCAGAAAUUGAAAACUGUUCCUCUCGUCUGGUUGUUCCAAAAGCUGCCAUUUUUCAAACACAGACUUAUUUGGCCAGUGGAAAGACAAAGACUUUCCGUCAGAUGGUUGCCAAUGUGCGAGGAAACCAUAUCGCCUCUGGGAGCACAGAUACCUGGAAUGGGAAAACUUUGAAAAUCCCUCCUGUAACCCCUUCCAUACUUGAUUGCUGUAUCAUCAGAGUAGAGUAUACUUUAGCUGUAUAUAUCCAUAUUCCUGGUGCUAAGAAACUGAUGAUUGAAAUGCCCUUGGUGAUUGGCACAAUUCCCUGCACUGGGUUUUCAAGCAGGAACUCCAGCGUUACCAGCCAGUUCAGUAUGGACAUGAGUUGGCUGGCGCUGACCAUGCCAGAACGCCCUGAAGCACCACCAAAUUAUGCUGACGUAGUGUCGGAGGAAGAAUGCUCUAGACAUGUUCCAGCUUAUCCACAACCAAUAGACUGUGAGGAGCAACUAUCCUGUCCCAUGUUCGCUUAUAUACAGGAGUUUCGGUUUCAGCCUCCGCCUCUCUAUUCAGAGAUUGAUCCACAUCCUACUGAUGUAGAAGAAAUCCAGCCUGUUUCUUUCACGCUCUAAAGAGAAUUUGAAAUAAGCUUUAUUGUGAUGGAAUAGAAGGUUUUAUCUUUCUGCUGCUUCAGCUGAUAGUCAAGCUAAAAAGAAACUGUUCACUGAAACUACAUUUUUGAAUAAGGAAGAAUGGAAGUGCGAAGGCAGGAGUUGGAAGUUGAGCAUGCUAAGCGGCUGGAAACGAUUGGUCUGUGUCUGCCUACAUAGAGGACGUUGUGCACCUCAUUGUGACAAAGUGUGAGCAGCCAGUUCGGGAUGUCAGAGAAGUACCCAAGAAGAAAGAAAAGUGUUUGUUUUUUUUUUCCUUUUUCUUUUUUUCUUUAAUGGAAACGUUAUACAGUGACAGGGAAGCGUUUUAAAGUUUCAAAGAGGAACUAAUGUGUACUUUAACUUAAAGACUGCUUUGGAAGAAUUUGGAUGAACGUACCAUUAUGUCAAGAGUUUGAAAGGCAGGAGUUUUGCGUGGUCCGCAACUGAGAAAGGAACACUAACUGAAAUAUGGAGCCUAACGCCAGCUUAAAACAAACUUUUUUUUUUUCCAUGAAACUAUACUCUUCUAAGAUCAGUCAUGUGGUACUAUAUCAUAAUUCAGACUGAAUUUAAAUGUGUCAUGGAUAGUUAAAAUAUGGUUAUUUAUGCAAUAUUAUGAAGACAAGCAUGUAUUAUAUGAAAGACUAGAACUAUGUAAAAGAGAAAGUUGGACUUUGAUAAUGGCUUAUGCACUAUGCUUUCUUGAAGGGACUCUUAAGAAAUUAUUCUAGCCUCUUCUGUUACUGUGCUAGUUCUGUAUGGAUAGCAUGAUAAAGGGAAACAUGGCAAAGGGAAAUCCCUUUUUGCCAACAGCAGAUCUGUUUAGCAAAAUGGACUAUAUUUAUUUAUUCAAAUGCCUUUUGAAGCUACCUCUCUUAGAUAGCCAGUUAGGGUCAGAUCUGAGACCAAAAAUGUCUUGUAAAACUCUAAAAGGGUCCCUAAUUGAUUUCUAAAGUGAAGAAAUAAAAAAGGCUGGGAGUAUAGGAAAGAAUGUAAUAUACUUGGAGUAGACUUAGCUUGUAUGUGAAGACAAAGGAGAAAUCAGGGGAGCAAGAUUCCUCUAACGGCACAAAUCUUUAACUCCUGCCGUUUUGUUCAAAGACAUCGCCUGUCGUCGAGGCUGCACUGUUCAUUGCUAUCCAUACUCUUUUUAGUGUUUUUGCUGUCUCUAAUUUUGUUUUUGUGCAAUAUUUUACUGUUUUCUUCCUCAGGUCAUUUAGAACAGUGAGAUUUUUUGUUGCUGCUAAGGAUGGAGGCACAGUGCUACUCUGCACUGCCUUCA